AUGAAAAAAUCUGACUAUAAUUUAGCCAAAUAUUUUAUAGUUUUAGCAAAUAUUUAAUUAAUACAUUAUCUAGCUUUUGCUUAACAAUUAAUUUCAUUAUAGCCCUAUUAAUGUAGUGGCACUUAAUUUUAUGAUGGUAGAACAUUUUCUUGCACAAAUUAAGUUGAUAAUACUAUAGGUUCAGACAAGACAACUAUUACUUGCGAUCCAACUAAAUAGUAUUUUAAAUUAGGUUAAAUAUGCGUUUAAAAUACAUAAGUAGCCGGUUCUACUUCAGUAUAAGGUAUUUAUGCUGUAACAAAUGGAAACUUUGCUUUUGAAAAUUGUUUAAAUAAUUCUAAUUAAUAUCAGACAUAAUAUUGUUUCCCUUAGUUGAAUACAUGCACAGCAUCAAAUACAUAAAAAUGUAUAUACUUAUAGUCAAUUUUUUAAAAAAUUCCUAAUAAGUUAAUCAAUGGAUUUGAUUUAACUAGUAAAUAUUAAGUUAUGUCGGAUGUUGGAUAAGGUUAAUUUGGAUAUAUAGAUACUAGUUUUCCUUUUUCAGCAGCAGCUAAAUCUUCAGUUGAAAAUUAAAUUAUAAACGCUUAUGCAUGUUAUAGUUAAGGGAAUGCAUAGAGAAUGCAUCCAAAAAGCUGUAACUAUUUGAUAAAUAGAUGCUUGAUAAGAGGAUUUUCUUCUGAUUAUGAAGACUGUGCACUUUUAUAAAGCAUUAGUAAUUCAAAGUUCACUGCAGGAUAACAAUAGCUUUAUCAAUAUUUGACCUCUAGCUACACUUAGUAAUCGAUUAAUACUAAUCUAUAUGUGAUGUUAUAUGAUUAAGAUGGAGAGUUCAUAGAUUUUCGUCCAUUUACUACAGAUUUAUAGUUAUGCAGCAAAGGUGUUAAUGAUGACAAUGCUUUUAAAACUUUUGGCUCAAGCUUUGAUAACCGAUGCUAGCUAGAUCCAACCACUAUCAAAUCUACAUCUAAUUUCUUUGAAAUCUAUACUUAAGACCAAAGUUCAUCUUCACAGACGACAAAUAAGUUUUAAAAGCUUUAAGUGUAAGUUACUUACUAUGAUCUUUGGGGUAAAUCUGAUACAAUAAAUGUUAACAGAUUUUACUUGUAUGAAAAAGGGUUUUAUGAUUAAAAAAUAUAAGUAGCCACUUCUAUAAAUUUGAUUAUUGAUGUCUCAAAUUCUUAAGCAUAUAUCAAAGUCAACUAUCAAUAAUUAUAAGCCACUAGCACAAGUACAACGACAGUCAAUUUUUCAGUUUCAUAUCAAAGUACAGGGAGCUCUUUAGAUAAUUUUUGGCUAGUUAUUAAAAUUUUCUUUGCUAUUUACCUCGUUCUUGUAUUUUUAUGGUGUCUUGCAAGAUUUUACAUUUGGACUAUGUACAAUCCUCGUACAGAUGGACAAUAAAGAAUGAUGCCCAAUUACACAGUUAAGUUUUUGUGGAAUAUAUUUGUAAUCAUAUGUGACUGCUAUGGAGAAGCACUUAUAUUUUUCUUGUUUAUCCUUAGUGCAGCCUUAUAUAUUAUUGCAAAAGCCUCAACCUCUCCUAACUUUAUUAUGCCACCAAGAUUCUCUGAUAGCUAAAUCUAUACUUCAUUCAUCAUUUGUUGUGCAUUUGGAUUUGCAUUUAAGCUUAUUGCCACUUUUAAUUUAAUAUUAAAGUAAUCAAACUGUUAAAUCUAUUUCUUAGAUUGGGAGCCCAAAAAGAAGUUCUUGCAUUAAGAAGAGGAUAAAGGUUAAUCAAGUUGGAGAACAUUGUUCGUAGCAAAUGAGUUUAACGAACUAGCUGUUUAUAGGAUAGUUUCUAUUGAAUGGACUUUAUUUUUUAUGGCAAUGCUUAUGAAUGGUGUGGAUUGGGAAAAUGGAGCAAGCAACACAUUUUCGAGCUCUUCUAAUUUACCAACUUAAAAUAUUGGUAUAAAUAUCAUUUACAAGUUUUUCAUAAAUGCUAGUUUGUUUUUCUUUAUUGGAUUGAUAUAAAUUAUUGCUAGAAAUUUAAUUAAAAUAUGGGUCCCUUUCAAAAUAUAAGAUUUCACUGAUUUUUGUUCAGUUUCAAAUGUGAGUAUAUUUAUAUUUGACGAUUAUCUCCAUGGAUAUUAUCUUCAUGGUUAAUCUCCCGAUAAAUACGCUGAAGGUGAUUCUUUGUGGCUAAUGCAGUGCUUAGGAGAUGAUGUUCCUAUUGAAUUUUUCUAAACCAAUAAUUAUAAUAGAUUUGGUAGAUUUCCAAAUUAAUUUAAUAAUUCUAUGAUGAUGAGAUAGUUAUAGUAAGGCACUGGAGGUAAUAUGGGAUAUCAAAGUGCAAGAGGAAUGUAAAUGAUGCAAUAGCAGCCUGGAGCUAUGGGCAUGGGAAUGGGUAUGGGUAUGGGUGGUCUCCCAGGUUAACCAUAAUAAGGAAAUUUCCCUACAUAAAAGAUGAAAAGAGAACAAAGAGGGUUAAACAAUACAAAUGAUUAAAUUUUUGAAUUUUUCAUGUCAUGGGACUUAAGAGAAUAGAUUGAUUAUAUGUUUGAAGUUAGACAAAAAUCUAUAGAAUAUCUUGAAAAAAAGAGAAAAGAAUUAGAGCUAGCUAAAAAGGCAAAGCAAAAUUUAAAACAGAAUAAAAAAAAUAAUGAAUUGGAAAUAGAAGAAUAAAAAUCUUUAAAAAAUAUAGAAGAUGUUAAAGAAGCUGAAAAUAACUAGAACUAUUUCGCAGACAUUACAAUUGAAAAUGGUGAAGAACUCUUCAAACCAAAAAUGGAUGGAAUUUUAAGAGAAGUAAUCAGAAGUAUGAACAAAGGAGCUGGCUAAAAUUCUAAUAUUUUUGAAAUGGAGUUUUCAUAAAGGUUCUUGCUGCAUUUACCUCCUCCUACUCAUGUAGAUAGAAGAUUUAAUUAAAAUAUGUUUUAUGUGGAUCGUGACAAUAUUUUCUCUAGUGUUUUAUAUUCAGGCUAUGAGUUUACAUUACUUUAUUUUUACAUAACUGUCUAUACCUUUAUAGAUCUGGUAUCGGAAUCAACACUAGUUGCUGUAAUAGUUACUUAUGGUCUAGACUAUAUCUUUAAGUAUAUCAGACAAGAAAGAGGAUAAUCUAAUAUCAGCACUAAAGCAGGUAUUGAUGAGCAGUUUUUAAUUUGA
Tetrahymena thermophila SB210 is the source of this 3108-nucleotide messenger RNA. Its product is annotated as meckelin. Gene Ontology annotation, cellular component: MKS complex; ciliary transition zone. Lineage: Eukaryota; Ciliophora; Oligohymenophorea; Hymenostomatida; Tetrahymenidae. The transcript has 10 exons. The record is from RefSeq and is a predicted model, not a curated record. Gene Ontology annotation, biological process: cilium assembly.